Messenger RNA from Clunio marinus, 201 nucleotides. Lineage: Eukaryota; Metazoa; Arthropoda; Insecta; Diptera; Chironomidae. The record is from the annotation of a GenBank genome assembly.
AUGACAAAUCUAGUAGUUAAAGACUUCCUUGUCUUGCUCCAUCUUUUUAUCCUUACGCUUGGCAUACAACACUGUGCAUCAUCAACAACAAAAAAAAUUAAAGGAGGGGACGGCGAGCUAACGGCACCGACAGCACAACCGAAAGCAGAUAUAAAAAUUUUCUUUCAUACGAAGAGUGGUGGAGAUGUCACAAAAUAUUGA